This is a messenger RNA of Asparagus officinalis (garden asparagus), 4032 nucleotides long. RefSeq lists its product as uncharacterized. Lineage: Eukaryota; Viridiplantae; Streptophyta; Magnoliopsida; Asparagales; Asparagaceae. The record is from RefSeq and is a predicted model, not a curated record. The transcript is spliced from 6 exons. Bases 1 to 4032 code for a protein of 1343 amino acids.
AUGGCAAAAAAGAAGAAGAAAAGUGGGAGAAAAAUCUUUAAUAUUGGUUUGAGAGCAUCUAAUUGUAGUUUGCAAAGCUCCGGUGAUCAAUCUGAUACAAGUUUCUUUGAAGAUGAAGAAGAUUCUGCUUCAAGUAUUAUGGGCUCAACGGGGCCAAAGGGAGAGAAGAUGAAGAAAUCAAUGGUGGAAAUCCUCAACUCUAUUGAUUCUUAUCAAUCGCAAGCAACUCCUCAGUUGAUAUCUCGAUUGCUGAACUCUGUUAGUGGACCUGAGAGUUCCAGCAGAGUUUCGUGGGCUGAUGAAGUUAAUUUGGUUGAUGCUGAACUCUUUUCCGAUCCUAUGCUCCCUAAAUCUGGAAUAGAUCUGGUUACUGUUUCAUUGAAUCCUGAAGAGAAAAUUACGGAUACUGUUGAAAUUGAUUCUAAUAGAGAUGCUUCGUCUGAUUUUGAUUCUAAUAGAGAUGUUUCUAAUAAAGGAAAAGCAAUUUUUCCUCCUCUUAAUGAUGAGUCUAUGAAUAAUACUGGAAAUGCUAAGAAAACUUGGGCAAGUUUUUUUACAGACAACAGGAAACCAGGUCAUGGUUUUGAAUUGGACUUUAUGCCGCCUGAAACUAAGGAUAAGGUAACAUUUGGGGAUGAUGAAUGGAAUGAGGGUGUUUCUUUUUGGCUAUUCUCUCUCAUUGGGCAAGUUAUGGGACUAAAUGUCAGAUAUAAAGCAAUGGAAUCUUAUGUGCAAAAAGUUUGGGCUUCAUUUGCAGUUCCUGAAAUCAGUAUUCUCAAGGCUGGUGUUUUUCUGUUCAAAUUCAAAAAUAAAGAAGAAAUGUGUGAUAUACUUGGAAGAGGUCCUUGGUUUUUUGGCUCUAGGCCUCUACUCCUAAAGACUUGGGCUAUUGAUGAAGAUAUUGAUAGAAUGAAGGAGUGUGUUUACCCUAUGUGGAUUCAACUCCCAGGGUUAAAGCUUAACUUGUGGAAUGCUAAGGCAAUUAGCAAAAUUUUUAGUAUUAUUGGAAAGCCUAUCUCUAUUGAUAAACUCACAGCUACUAGGCAAAGGCUUGCCUAUGCUAGGGUCCUCGUUGAAGUCACAAUGCCUGCUCCUCUUCCUGAUAGUAUCUCAAUUCAGGGGCCGAAUGAGUCUAUUUUCACUCAAAAAGUGAUUUAUGAGUUCAAGCCAAGAUGGUGUGAAUUUUGUAGAAUGGUUGGACAUGAAUCAAGUUUAUGCAGGAGAAAAGUUAGAGUUCAGAAAUGGAUCCCUAAGCAAAACAUAAAACCUGUAAUCCAGCAGGAGGGAAAAACUAAUGCUGAUAUUGGUACUAGCAGUGUACAAAAUUCAGUUCAUUUGAAAUCUGUUUUACAAAAAAAAAAAGAAGCUGUAGAGAUGAGGUCUCUUGAACAAAAAUCUUUGCAGGUAUCACAGGAAUCUGUUCUUAUGCAUGAUAAUCUGGUGAAUGCUGAAACAAAUGAAAAUCAAAGAACGCAAUCAAAGAGGAGCAGUGAUGUUGAUGAACAGAGGUCUGUGCAUGUUGUGCAUGCUCAUCAGUUAAAAGAUGGUGUUUACCAAUCAAAUCUUACACCUGCUGUUAAUCCUUGGAUUCAGAUACAAAGAAGUAAGGGAAAAGCUCCUGCUAACCUUUUCUCUCAUCUGAGCUAUUUGAAUAAUGAUCCCUCUACAAUUGAUAGAGGAGAUUCUCUGCUGGAGACAAAGAUAAAGGAGGAUAUGUUGCAAACAUGUACAAAGAAAAUUGCAAAAUACUGGAAAUGGAUAUCAAAUGUGAGAAGAUUUGGUAAAACUAGAAUAUUGAUACUUUGGGAUCCUAAUGUCAUGGAUAUUAAUAUUGUCAGGAAACAACUAUGGGCUGAGCUUACUGAUAUUCAAAUUCUUAUUGGAAAUACUCCUUGGCUUCUUAGUGGUGAUUUCAACUCUGUCACUAGUGAUGAAGAAAAGCUAGGAGGAGUCACUCUUACUGAUGCAGAUACACAGGAUUUCACCAAUUUUAUCAAAGACUGUGAUCUUUCUCAGCUGAAAACUAUUGGAUGCUACUAUACUUGGAAUAAUAAACAAGAUCCUGUGUCUAGAGUUUGGAGCAGAUUGGAUAGAACAUUAGCUAAUGACUCAUGGAUUAAUCUUUACAAUUCAAGUCAAGCAGAAUAUCUACUUCCAAGCUUUUCUGAUCAUUCUCCAGCCCUGAUUACUAUUAAGGAAGAUAAAAUACAAGGAAAAAAACCAUUCAAGUUUUUCAAAAUGUGGAUUAAUCAUGAUAAGUUUUUACCAACAGUUUCUGGUAUCUGGAAAACCAAGAUCAGAGGUUUUAAGAUGUUUGCUGUAUAUUCAAAACUCAAGCAUCUUAAGGGAGAGCUUAAAGAGCUGAAUAAGAAAAACUUCAAUAAUAUCAGUGAACAGGUUGUUAGAGCAUGGCAUAAAUUGGAAGAAGCUCAAAGAAGUCUGCAGGCUGCUCCUCUAAAUCCAGAGUUCAUCAAACAUGAAAAAGAAUGCAUUUCAGUAUUCAACAAGCUUCUGAACUGUGAGUUAUCCUUUUACCAACAAAAGGCAAGAAUUGCUUGGAAUGUCCAUGGGGAUAAAUGCACUAAUUUCUUUCACUCUAUAAUCAAGUCUAAUAGACAUCAUAAUAAAGUGAUGGCCCUCUAUAACAAUAUGGGACAACGUAUUACUGAUGGUGAAGAUAUUAUAAAUGAAUUGCUAUCUUUCUUCAAAAAUCAAAUUGGUACAACUCAUUCUACUGCAGUCCCUGAUAUCAGUAUUAUCAAAUCUGGCCCUUGUCUGAAAGAUACUCAUAUUAAAGCUCUAUCAUCUCCCGUUUCUAAAGAUGAAAUUACAAAAGCCAUUUUCUCAAUGUCUGAUGAUAAAGCUCCAGGACCAGAUGGAUAUGGUGUUUCUUUCUUCAAAGGAGCUUGGAGUAUCAUAGGUGAAGAUGUUACUCAAGCAAUUAUGGAAUUCUUCAAUUCUGGAAAGCUGCUGGGGACUAUCAACUCAACAUCUAUUACUCUGAUUCCAAAGGUAAACUGUCCAAAAACCCCAACUGAUUUCAGACCUAUCUCAUGUUGCAAUUGCCUCUACAAAUUUAUCUCAAAAAUUCUAGUUAAUAAAAUUAAACCAGUCAUGGGGUAUCUUGUCAAUGAUGCACAGAGUGCUUUUGUGGAAGGUAGGCAAAUAUCUAGUAAUAUUUUGUUGGCUCAUGAACUAGUUAAGGGCUACAACUGGAAGAGUAUAUCUCCCAGAGUUCUGCUCAACAUAGAUAUUAGAAAAGCCUUCGAUACUAUCAGCUGGAGUUUCUUGAAACAUAUGCUGUUAGGCCUGGGGUUUCCUAAAGUUAUGGUUGAUUGGAUAAUGUCCUGCAUAACAUCUUCUAAAUAUUCCAUUGCUCUGAAUGGAUCCUUACAUGGUUAUUUCAAUGGACAAAGAGGGCUCAGACAAGGGGACCCUCUAUCCCCGUAUCUUUUCAUUCUUGGCAUGGAAUAUCUCUCAAGAAGAUUGGACAGAUUGAAGAGUGAUAAUCAGUUUAAAUUUCAUCCCAAAUGUAAAAAACUCAAGAUUACUCACCUCAUCUUUACUGAUGAUUUGCUUCUGUUUGGAAAGGGUGACCUGCAAACCAUUAUGAAGCUCCACCAAUGUAUCAGGGAUUUUAGUGCAGUAUCUGGCCUUGAAGAAAAUGCUGAUAAAUCUUGUAUUUUUUAUGGUGGUGUCCAAGAUUCUGUCAAAGCUUCAAUUAACUCUCUUCUUGGCUUUACUGAAGGUAAAAAAUAUGGAGGACUUGGUAUUUUCUCAGCUUCAAUCUGGAAUGCUGCUGCUGCAUUAAAGAAUAUAUGGUUUAUUCAUAUAAAUAAGGAGUUACUAUGGAUCAAGUGGAUUCAUGGAGAGGGAUUGUUCAAAACAAUCAAUGUUGCUUAUGUGAUUGUUCUGGAUUGGAGUCAAGGAACCACCUGUUCUUUGAGUGUGUAUACUCGAAAGAAGUAUGGAAUAAGAUCAUGGACUGGUUGGAAUUUAAAUGGAAAACCUGUAACUGGGAAAUACUAUUAG